GAGACGGAUGUCAACUGACUGGUUGUAUGCACUUUCGUUGCUUUCUUUGCAAUCGACGUACUGCUGUCUGCUUUCUCCCUGAUGUGCAACGAUUAAUUGUUCAUGUAAAAUACACCGACUAAAGGAUAUGGGAGUACUCCCAAAGUGGAACAGCUGUAUGGCGAACCAUUCGUGGGACUUCACAUUGUGCGUAGAGAGUAAAUUACAUCUCAUCCGACCAAUGACUAAAUUGUGCUUUUCAUCUAUAUUUUCUAUCAGUUUGGCUGAAUUCUUUAGCAGUAAUAAUUUAAAAACCACCUCUGCAGUUGUCCAGAAAUGGCAGAAUUCCAGAGCAGCUCACGAAAAAAGAAAAAACGAUCUCAAAGUAUAUCGUCUUCGUCCUCGUCUUCCUCUAGUGACUUUACAGUUGAUUCAUCGUCCUCUACAUACUCUAUGCCCCCAGCUCCCGAUGGCGGCUGGGGUUGGGUUGUUGUAUUAAGUUCAUUCAUGAUAAUGUUGAUCAGUGAUGGCUUCGCCUUUUCAUUUGGAGUACUCUAUACGGAAUUGCUGGAAGUUUUUCAGGAAAGCAAAAGUUACACGUCAUGGAUUGCUUCUUUGUUCUACGGAGUACCCCUUAUAUGUGGACCGAUUUCCAGCGCAUUAGCAACGAAGUAUGGCUGUAGAAAAGUGCAAAUUGCUGGCGGAAUUCUUGCGUUUAUUGGUGUGUUUGCAAGUACUUUUGCUAACUCCGUUGCAAUGUUAUGUGUUACACUUGGUAUUGUAGCUGGUUUCGGGAUGUCGGUCGGAUAUGUAACUUCUAUAGUAAUGGUAGCAUUUUAUUUCGAGAAGAAGAGAGCUUUGGCCACGGGACUGGCAGUAUGUGGCUCAGGAUUAGGAACAUUUUUGUUUGCACCGCUUAUUGAAUAUUUGAUAGAACAUUAUACGUGGAGAGGAUCUUUUCUUAUUCUCAGUGGUAUCACAUUGAAUUUGGUUGUAUGUGGCACUCUUCUUAGACCAUUGAAAUUUUCACCACAAGAACAAUGGAAAAGAAAAUUGGAAGCGUUCGAAAAAUUAUCCAAGACUGUUUCGCGAUCUAUAUCGAAAACAAGUCUUUCUGACUUCCCUCGUAGUAGACACACCAGUCACACGGAUGAUGCUGAUUCCGAUUCAGACACACCAGACCUUGAGCAUAUGAGCUACUCGCAAGUACAACUACCAACUUAUAUCCAAAAAGAGCUAAAAUAUGCACCAGACAAUUUAGUUGUUGAAGUGACGAAAAGUGGCAAAAGCUGGCAGCACGUUCUUCGAACCAGGCAUCCAAGCGCUGUUGGAUGCAGUUCUUCAAUGAAUAAUGUGACGAACUCGUCCUUAAACCAAAGUGUUAUUAACAACAGUACCAGAGAGAAUGGCCAUUUAUUGAAUACUUGUAGUGGUUGUAUUGUGGAACCUAAGAUAUCUCUUAUCGAUAAUGGAAGCAUAUGGAAGAGAGAUAAUCAAAGGCGAAAGCGACAAGUAUUUCAAUAUUAUCCACUUCACAGAAAAGAUUUGUUCUAUAGAGGGAAUCUAAUGAAACUUCCUCACUUUGAAAUACGCUCUUCUAGUUGCCCAGAGCUCCAUCUGGGAUCCAUAGACGAGGAAAGUUCAGAAGCUGGAGAUAUUUGUCAAGUUACCAACAUUUUGAAAUUCCCGAUUCACAUGGUCAAGGUUUUCAAAGCUAUGUUUGACAUCGCCAUUUUGAAAACUCCUGUUUUUAUUUUAUUUUUGUUUUCCAAUUUUAUGCUUUAUUUUUGGUAUGAUGUACCAUAUGUUUUCAUUGUUGAUAGAGCAAAGGAAUUCGGUAUAUCGGAGGAUAGGAGCUCUCUGAUAAUAUCUAGUCUUGGAAUUGCGAACACAUUCGGACAAAUUCUGUAUGGAAUAGUAGGGGAUCGUGACAUAGAUUUAGAACUUCUGUAUGGGAUCUCUCUCGCUGUUGCAGGGAUAAGUGUGGCUUUGGUGCCUCUGUUUGUUGAUCAGAUAAUUCUCUGCAUAUUGGCCGCAUGCUAUGGAAUUUUCGUUAGCGCAAAUUAUGUGCUGAGUACAGUACUUUUAGUGAAAUACUUGGGAAUGGAUAAACUGACAAAUGCUUAUGGAUUGACUAUGCUGUUACAAGGAAUGGCCAAUAUGAUUGGACCACCUGUUGCGGGAAAAUUGUAUGAUGACUCCGGAAGUUAUGAUCACACGUUUUACGCCGGCGGGACUUUCAUCGCCGCUUCAGGGACUGUCCUUCUUGUGAUACCCUUUUAUAAAUAUGUUAAGGGGCUCAUCUGGAGAUGCCGCGGGGACAAAAUACAAAAUACCUGCAUUGGUACCUCAAAUGGACCGGAGACGUUCCAGGGUGAGGUGGAACCACUGACAGAAGAAUUACAAGAGGAUGUAUCCAGAGUUUUUACGAAAUUUGCUGUUACCGAAAUAGAAACUGUAGUGUAAAGAGAAAUAAUGGGGAUUUUACUAAUUUUUUCAAGUGAUGCAAAUACCAUCCGACUGUAAUCUCAUGUGCCCGUGGCUGUAGUAACACUACAUACCGCACACCACCCUCUACACAUAUGCAAACAAUUAAAAAAAACGUUGCUGGACCAACUAGAUCCUUGUAAUUUGAUUUCUGGAGCACUGAUAGAUUACCACCUCUACAUGUAUAUAUGAUGCAGAAGGUAAAUCAAAACUUUCGGGAAUAUUCGGAUGCGGUGAUAGAAAUGUAAUAAGAUGGUGUGUCGGGCAUCAUGUGUUAUCAUAGGACAUAUAGGUAUCCUUUACGCAUGAUUAAUUUUAUAGGUUACAGGUGUUGUUGGGAUGAAGUUUUUUUUCCAAAGUAAAUGUAAAUUGCAGUGAAUAAACGUAAUGUAAUUCAUUUCGAGGCGAUGAUAAUUUUCACGUGUUAUGGCGGUUCACUCAACUUUAGUGCUGGUGGUCUUUUCGUCCAUCUUAGAAUUUGGUAGUUGAUAGAUGUUUGAAUGAAAUUGGUUCUUUUGUUUAAUUCUUUAUUUCAUUUUUGAUUCAGUAGAAGUGUUCGAGCACAUGAAGUGACUUUCCACAGUACCGAGCAUUUUUUGUUUUAUUAAUUUUUUUUUAUUUACAUUGCAUAAUUUGUUGAGUUUCUCAUCGCUGUUUGAUUUUAAGAAAGUAUUUAUAGACAUUAUAUACUCGGACUAAAAACCUAUUGUCCGGGUUCUUAGUAUUCAUUGUGGCCUUGAAGCUAAUAUUACUUAACAGAGAACUCGAUUAUAGCGUUGCAUAAUCUUGAACAGAACAUGUUACCUACCUAAUGUUUCAUAGCCAGACGGUAUAUACACAUAAAUGUCGAUUAAGUAAGUUAACAUGAAUUCUUUUUCAUACAGCUCAUCGAGAUUGUUUAAUAACGGGAUGUUUAAUAAUUUAAAUGUAAAUCGGAUAUGUUGUCAGUUAUUUUUGUUGUUGUUUUUGUGUGUCUGCAAUUUGUAAAUUUAGCUUAUUUCAUUUACAUAUGUUAGGUUUUACUUUUAAAAAUCUUUUUUUCUAUUUUCACAUAUUAUUUCUUUAAUCUAUAUCCUUUUCGUUUUAAGUUAAGACAUGCGCUAAGAUUUUCACCGAAAGCAAUUUUUUUGGUAGACUGAACUUAUAUAACCUGUUAACGAGGAAUCGUUUUACUCUAAAGGAAUACCUUUGAUGUAUACAUAAUCAUCGUUCGUUUCUCUGUAUAUGUGCUACAUGCUUAACACAGAUAAAUGGCUGCGCCGUUACUUUUAACGAUCUAUGAAGUUGAUAUUUUGGCGAAAAGAUUUUGUUUCUAUAUAUGUAAUAUAAUCUUGAUUUUAAAUACUUAUUUGAUGUAGGUUACACGUUGAAUUUGGUGUGUAUUGCUUGUAAGUUAUUUUGUUAUUUACUGUAAUCCUGAUGUUUUAAAAUGUAUUUAGGUCAACUGAGACAAGUGGCCUAUUGUGAUGUUAUUAUGAAGGGUUUUAAAGUUUGCUAUAACCAAUAACCUUUACCUUUGUUCAAGGUCACAGGGGUCAAAUAUGUUAAGAUCUUUAAACGACUUCUCAAUAAUCAAGAUGUCUAGGGUCAUAAUAAUAGGCAGGUAGCAUGCUGGGAUGAAGGGCUAUAAAGUGUGUUCAAAUCAAUGACUUUGACCUUCUUUUUAGGUCACCGGAAUAAAAAAUGCUAAAAUAUUUCAUUGUUUUUUUCCCCAUUAUCGAAGAGACUUUUAAGUCAUUAUAUUAAUCCAGUAGCAUGCUGAGAUAAAGGUAUACCAAAGUUGUUAUUUUGCAUGCUACCGUUUAUCAAUGAUAGAUUGGUUAGACUUUCAUACUUAUUUCAAGUCAUUAGUCCAAUGCAGACAUUGAUGUUUGAAGGUGAGAAUAGGUCCAGGUGGUAAGAUAUUGAAAAUCUCAAAGGAAGCAAUACAUUGUGAUUAUAUGUAUUUUACAUGCUGAACGAUUUUUGCCUUUAUCCAAUUUUAUUAUAAUUUGAUUAAAUUAGAUUGAGAUGUGCUAUUAUUGUAUAAAGAAAACUUUUUGAUAUUCUUUUCAUUUACGCUACAAAAUUUGCUUUUAUUUUGUUUUACUGCGUUCUUUUUUCACUGGACACAUUUAAAAUUGUUAACUUGUCAGUACUUGAGCAAUCCCUUAAGAGGCUAUGUAAUCUGACAAAUUAUAAUAUCACCUACUGAUGUGCUACAUGUCUUUCCUUUGAUCUCUUAUCCGAGAAUGUAUUAAGGGCACACAUGCUAACGUGUAUUAUAAGAUUUCCAGUCAAAGUCUGUUUUUGGUUUUGCACUUUCUCGAAACAUUAAUGUGAAAAGAGUAUAAAUCAUACUGUUUCGGAUAACUGUGCCAUUGAGCAGUGGUACUGGAGGUGUGAAUGUUGUAGCACAGACGUUUCCCGUGGGGUUAAGUGGGGAGUUAUGUAAUGACUGAGGGAUUAUGGUUUUAUUGAUCGACACGAACAUCUGCAAGGAGCAAUGGAGAACAACAUUUUUGUGGCUAUAAAUUCAGAAUAACGAUUCUGUCCAAAGACGGAUACCGCCAAAAAUGUAUUGAUGAAACGUCAGGGACUAAACGUUUUAUACAGUAUGGAAUCAUUUUAUGUGCAUUGGGAAAAGGUUAUUGAUCAGACGUGACUAUAACGGUUGUAUUUUAUGUAUUAUUAGGGGGGGGGGGGGGGGGGGGAGGACCUAAAUAGAUGUGUUGUUACGUUCUACAAAGGGUCCCAGAUAAAGUGAAUCCUAGAUCAAAUACGUCUAGUUAGGGUUACCAAGUCUGCGUAUGUUUGAUUGGUGUAUUGCGUUAGCUUUAGAUAACACCCAUAAAUUAAGAGUAGUAGUAGGCCUUGUUCAAAUUAUACUUUUUGAAAGAUAUCUAUUGGCCAGACUUGAUCUGUAUGAUAUCAUUUUGGUAACCGCUAGAAACUGCCGGUAAACUGUCAUGCUUGGUAUAUCGAUAUGAUAAAUGAACAUGUACAUUGCUUGCUUUACUUAAAUGAGUUAUGUUUGAAUGAGUACUUAUUUGGAUGAACAGGUAUUUCAGUGUUACAUAGAUUACAUUCCAUAUAAGUUUAUGAUGUUAUGUUGGUCCCGUUUUUAUAGUUUUGUUUGGUAUACAGAUAUAUGGCAUCUGUGUUUAGUGCCUCAAUUGAUUUCAUCGUUAGCAGUUUUAUAACAUAUUGUAUACCACCGGAGCUCUUAACACUUAUGGCAAAUAUAGGACUCGUUUUACAACGUUUGCAACGCUUUGUUAUCUCAUUGCCCUACUUUUAGAAUUUUUAAGAGCAGAGAAAGACUAAACACACCAAACAUGAACACAAGUUUUAAAAAAAACUUCCCUUAAAGCUCACUUUGUAUAUGCGAUUAAAUCACUGUAUUUGAUAUCCCUAGAAGUACACGUUGAAUAGUUCUACUUGUAAGGCUUUGUGUCCAUGUUUAUUACGGUAGACAAUAUAACAAUACAUACAUAUACAACAUGGUCCCACAACGGACCACCAGCUAAUACACACGGGGUUUGUGUUUAUUGUAUUGUUUUUGUUAUUCUGUUCUGUUUUAUAUCACAAUUGUUAGAAGGUAACUGGUUACUGACACACACACAGGUUUUGUAACAAUGUAAUCUCCAACCUAAAAUAUUUUGUUAAGGAUGAUAUUUCUAUCUUGCCAUAUUUUAUUUAUUCUGUGGUUAUAAUAAAUUGAUUGGAGAAUCUCAUUUCGUACUAAUUGUUGGUCUGCAUGAUAAACUAUUUAUAUUGUGAAAUAAUAUACACAGAUACUUGUUGUACGGUAUAGUGCUCUUUAUUUAUGUUUUAGUUAAUCAGUUUAUAGCAGAUAACUCUCACAGACAGUACUUUGCCACAUCCAUUUGUAAUUUAGUUUUGUACUGUUAAGAUUUUCCUAUUUUAUUUUGUUUUAUUUCCACGGAAAGAAUUUGGAUUAAAAUCUCCAAAUUUCCAACCAACGAACUAAUAUUAAGGAGUUGAUUGCGCCUUGUUUAUUUUAAUUGUUGAUACCGUUGUGUGUAUAUACGGACUCAUUUGAUGAUGAUUCGUUGAUAAUAAAAUUAUUAAAUUUA
Messenger RNA from Pecten maximus, 6545 nucleotides. Its product is annotated as monocarboxylate transporter 4-like. Bases 316 to 2445 code for a protein of 709 amino acids. Gene Ontology annotation, biological process: transmembrane transport; monocarboxylic acid transport. The transcript is spliced from 3 exons. Lineage: Eukaryota; Metazoa; Mollusca; Bivalvia; Pectinida; Pectinidae. Gene Ontology annotation, molecular function: monocarboxylic acid transmembrane transporter activity. The record is from RefSeq and is a predicted model, not a curated record.